UAUUCUGGAGCAAGAGUUCAAUGAGGAAAUGUCGGUGCCAAGAUCCCUUCCAGGACCUUGCAUUAUCAAUGACAUUCUGGGGGAAGAGACCAAUGAGGCAACCUUGGUGCCAGGAUCCCUUCCAAUACUUUGUGUCCCUACUGACAUUCUGGGGAAAGAGGUCAAUGAGGAAACCUCAAAGCCAGGACCUCUUCCAGGACCUCACAUCACCAAUGGUAUUCUGGGAGAAGAGCUCAACGAGGCAACCUCAGUGCCAGGAUCCCUUUCAGGACAUCUCAUUUCCACUGAUGUUCUGGAGGAAACGCUCAAAGAGGAAACCUCGAUGCCAGGAUCCCUUCUAGGACCUCACAUCACCAAUGACAUUCUGGCGGAAGAGGUCAAUGAGGAAACCUCAGUGCCAGGUCCUUCCAUCCCCACUGGCACUCCAAAGGAAGAAGCUUUUGUGUCAGAGCCCUUACCAGAGCCUUCCAUUGCUGACAAUUACCUUGAGCAAGAAACAGAAAUCCUCAAAGGAUGUCCAGCAGCAAAUGAGGGUUCGCCGCAUUUCCCAGCAGUUCCCUCGUUCUCUCCGGGCCAUCAACCUGCAAAUCGUGCACACACGGACAAGGCUCAUCCGCAGUGAAGUUCGGCUGCAGCGGUGGGGAAAGGAAGGUGACCAAGCUCUGAUGCCUGUAAUUCAGACAGCUUCUCAUGAUGAUCCUGCAGGCCCCGCUGCAUGUCUCUGCCCCCCUGGGUCUGGUUCAUCAUCUUCUGCCUCGCUGGAAGUUGGCUCCAUCCCUCCCUCCGCCUCCACCUCUUCUUUCCUCCUGCAUCCCUCUCCCCCUCCUCCUCCUUCCCCACCUCCUCUAGAGCCGGACCUCAGCAAUAAAAAAGAAACUUUGCAGGGUUUGAUGGAUUUGCAGUUCCAUCAGCUGAAUGACCGCCAAAGAGACCUCCGCAGCUGCCAGAAAUGUUUGCAAAACCUCAAGGCACUGAGGGGACAGCUCCGGAGACUGCGGAGCAGACUGGCAAGGGUGGAAGCCACUAUGGGGAUCCUGGUUCCUCCAAGGGAGCUGGAUGUUGAUGAGGAAAAAGAGGAAGACAAAAACCAGACAGUGCUUCAUACAUAGCUGCUGUUUACCAAUUCAAGUUGAAGUAUGAGAGAUUGGUGUCAAGAUGGACAACUUUCCUAGACAGAAACUACUGUUGAAUGCAGUGAACGUUAUUUGAG
Molecule: messenger RNA, 1210 nt
Organism: Hemicordylus capensis (graceful crag lizard)
Lineage: Eukaryota; Metazoa; Chordata; Lepidosauria; Squamata; Cordylidae
Exons: 6
Coding region: 357-1109 (250 amino acids)
Source: RefSeq, a predicted model, not a curated record